Penicillium macrosclerotiorum is the source of this 1122-nucleotide messenger RNA. RefSeq names its product putative di-, tri-valent inorganic cation transporter. NCBI's taxonomy places the organism in Eukaryota, Fungi, Ascomycota, Eurotiomycetes, Eurotiales, Aspergillaceae. The transcript is spliced from 9 exons. Gene Ontology annotation, biological process: intracellular zinc ion homeostasis; zinc ion transmembrane transport. Gene Ontology annotation, molecular function: zinc ion transmembrane transporter activity. Gene Ontology annotation, cellular component: membrane. The record is from RefSeq and is a predicted model, not a curated record. Bases 1 to 1122 code for a protein of 373 amino acids.
AUGCCAUUCCGCAUCUCGCGCUCGACACGGCUGAUUGUUGUCAUUGUCAUCUCAACAUGCUUCUUCCUGGGAGAGAUUUCGGUGGGAUUCUAUACGCAUUCACUUGCCUUGAUUGCAGAUGCUUUCCACUAUCUAAAUGAUCUGGUGGGAUUCAUCGUCGCUCUUGUAGCCUUGAAGAUAUCUGAAAAGGGCGAUUCACCGAGUGGCCUGUCCUUUGGAUGGCAGCGCGCCCAGUUGCUAGGUGCCUUCUUCAACGGGGCUUUGUUACUGGCACUGGGGAUAAGCAUCUUCUUACAGUCUAUUGAGAGAUUCAUUUCCCUGCACCGUGUGGAAAAUCCUGUGCUAGUUUUGAUCGUCGGUUGCAUUGGUCUGGGACUCAAUAUCAUCAGCGCUUUGUUCUUGCACGAACAUGGACAUGGCCACGACCAUAGUCCGGCACCUUCUCUGAAAACCGAGAUUUCGCCAAUUUACGAUGAAAGCGAGGAUUUGCCUACAAAGCACCAUAACCACAAGCACACACAUAGCCCAGCCUACGGUCACUGCCAUGAUCAUGAAAAUGGUCAUGGUCAUGGUCAUGACCAUGGUGACCUGGGGAUGAUGGGUGUAUUAUUGCAUGUCCUCUGCGAUGCGGCCAAUAACCUAGGCGUCAUUGCAUCCGCCCUAGUGGUUUGGCUGGCGAAGUAUGAUGGCCGCUACUACGCCGACCCGGGCGUCAGCAUUGGGAUUGCUUUGAUGAUCAUUCUAUCAUCCGUUCCUCUUGUCCGCAGAGCUGGUUUGAUCCUGCUGGAAAGCGCUCCGAACGGGGUUGACCCCCGCGACGUGCAACAUGAUCUUGAGAGUGUUCCCGGAGUCCACUCCAUCCACGAACUUCACAUUUGGCGCCUGAACCAGCAAAAAACCCUGGCAUCGGUGCACGUCGUUGUCUCAGACCCCUCGGUCGCCACCUUUUUAAAAACCGCGAAGAUAAUAAACCAGUGUUUUCACGCAUACGGUAUUCACUCCACCACAUUACAGCCCGAAAUCUUGAUCGACACCGAAAUCCCGUCCCCGAUCGGCGAGAAAGCAGCGCGGUGCCAAGUUGUCUGUGGAAGCUUGUGUGAAGCGCUAACUUGCUGUGGAUGA